Molecule: messenger RNA, 1350 nt
Organism: Vollenhovia emeryi
Lineage: Eukaryota; Metazoa; Arthropoda; Insecta; Hymenoptera; Formicidae
Gene: eIF3e
Product: eukaryotic translation initiation factor 3 subunit E
Exons: 7
Biological process (GO): translational initiation
Cellular component (GO): cytoplasm; eukaryotic translation initiation factor 3 complex; nucleus
Molecular function (GO): translation initiation factor activity
Source: RefSeq, a predicted model, not a curated record
UUGCAGGAGAUAAAAUCCAGACGUGCCGAUGUGCUGCAAGAGCUUGGCGUGCUCCAGAACAAUGUCUCGGUAGUGCUGGCUCUCAUGAACAACGAGGAGGUGAUGAAGAAGAUGGAGAACAUGCGCGACUCCAAAGCGCUUAAUAAUUACCUCACUCAAGAGUCAGAUUUCAGGGUGGAAAUGAUGGACAGCUUCGUGAAGCUGGCAAAGUAUCGCUACGAGUGCGGCAAUUACUCCGUUUCGACGUCGUAUUUAUACUUCUAUAUGCUGAUCAUGUCCCCUACCGAUAAGAACUACUUAAAUGUCCUGUGGGGAAAAUUGGCAUCGGAGAUUCUUGUACAGAAUUGGGAAACGGCACUGGAGGACGUGAACAAGCUACGAGAGUAUAUCGACAGUAAUGUCAUCGGGAAUUCGCUGCAAGUGUUACAGCAACGCACCUGGCUCAUUCAUUGGAGUUUAUUUGUGUUCUUUAAUCACGUGAAGGGAAGGGAUCUCAUUAUCGAGAUGUUCCUCUAUCGGCCGCAUUAUUUAAAUGCUAUUCAAACAAUGUGUCCGCAUAUACUUCGUUACUUGGCUGCGGCAGUUAUCGUUAAUCGUUCCAGGCGGUCUAUUCUGAAGGAUCUCGUGAAAGUGAUACAACAGGAAUCUUAUACCUAUCGAGAUCCCAUCACAGAGUUUCUCGAACAUUUGUAUGUUAAUUUCGACUUCGAUGGAGCUCGGCAGAAGCUGCAAGAGUGCCAGACCGUCGUCUUCAAUGACUUCUUCUUAAUCGCCCUGCUGAAUGAAUUCGUAGAGAAUGCACGGUUGAUGAUUUUCGAAACGUUCUGCAGAAUUCAUCAAUGCAUCAGCAUCCAGAUGCUUGCGGAGAAAUUAAAUAUGAAGGCAGAUGUUGCGGAAUGCUGGAUUGUGAAUUUAAUUCGUAAUGCACGUUUGGACGCUAAAAUCGACAGCAAGUUGGGACAUGUUGUAAUGGGAGGACAGCCGGCAUCCCCGUAUCAACAAUUGGUUGAGAAGAUAGAGACUCUGAGUGUACGAAGCGAGGCACUAGAGAAUCUGAUUGAGAGAAAGCUAAAAGCGAAAAAUCAAGACCCAUACCACUCGUGGAAUUUGGAUUUGUGACAACUCGAUGCAACGUGGAGAAGUAAUACCCAAAAGAGAUAUUCCACCUCCGAUUAUUAACACUGAUCAGGCUUGACGCAAUGUAUCUUCUAAAUUUAAAGAAAUAAUGAACAUUGCAUUGUGACAUCGUGAAACCAAAUGUAUUCGCUGGUACUGUCAAUAUCUUGACAUUGUCAAGUAAUCUAUACUAUAACAAGUAAUGAGCAAAUAAUAACAUUUUAUUAAAAAAAA